Molecule: messenger RNA, 1203 nt
Organism: Saprolegnia parasitica CBS 223.65
Lineage: Eukaryota; Oomycota; Saprolegniomycetes; Saprolegniales; Saprolegniaceae
Exons: 1
Coding region: 23-1132 (369 amino acids)
Source: RefSeq, a predicted model, not a curated record
GGGAUCUAUUCCACUGGAAACGAUGCUGCGCCCGACGUGGGAAGACGAGGUCCAGGCCGCGCUGGAUGGCCUCGAUGUUGCCGCCCUCGAGGCCUCGACAGCGGAGCCGCCGCUAUCGCCUCGGUCAGAACAGAAGCGCAAGCAGCGCGAGGCCUUCCAUCGCCACAGCCAGCGCACGCGCACCGAGCUUGCGUUCUUGAACGACAAGGUGUCGGAGCUCAAAGAGAAGCUUGAGCUGCUACACGCGAAGCGCGCCGCGGUGGCCGAAGAGCCUGCCAAGUGGGAGCUCCUCGCCAAAGCGGAGCGCAAGCGGCGCCAAGACGCCAUGGACCAGAACGACGAGCUCCGCGCGUCGCUGAACCAGCAAGUGGACUUUGCGCACUCGCUCGUGCAGAUCGUGUCCAAGCGACCGCGGUCACUGUACCCGAGCUCGUACACAACCACGGAGCGCACGUUAAGGCUACCGAUGGAGCCGCGCGCGCGCAUGGCGGCGUACCACGCGAUCACCGACAGCGAGAUCGCCAAGCUGGACGCUGCGUACGCACUGGCCGGCUUGACCAACCCGACGAGCGAGUUCCAGAAAAACGAAGCGCGUUUCGAAGGCGAUGCGCUCAUCGUUGACACGAUCGCGCUCGUGUACUUGGACUGCGCGUUUGACGUGGCCGUGCAGGCGGGCUGGGACGUCAUCCGCGGCGCGUCGCGCUUGAAGCCUGUGCUCGGCGAGUACGUGCAUUUGGCCGACAUUGACGCCGACGUGUCGUACUUUUCAUCGCUGCACCGACCGAUCAAGGCCCAGCGCCGGCUCUUGGUGAAGCGGUAUCACCGCCCGCACUGCGUCUCGUACGUAGCGCGGAGCAUCGCGAUUGACGACGUGUUCCCGCUCGACCCCGAGCUCGCGGUCAUGGACGAGGUCGCGUGGGCGCAGCUUAUCGAGGACCCUGCGACGGGCGCCGUCACGCUCAAGUACUGUCAGAAAGUGCACCCGCCCCUCUCGUCGUUCAAAGAUGCCGAGGGUCCGGUGACGAUGCAUCUCAUGCUGCUCUUCCAAAAGAUCACCAAAAGCUACGAGCGCGCGAUUCGCGACCAGAUCGCAGGCAUCAUACUCGCGUCGUCCGCGCCGCCGUCCGGGUGAUGCUGGCCCUACCGUACCACCUUCUAACACUCUAUGAAGCCCAUUCACAGUCUGUCUCGUUGGCAUCCACG